CAAUAUUUGUAAACAGACGCUGGAUGAAUGAAGACAUUCUGUCGGGUGGUAUUCCUCUUGCAGUGAAUUAUGCAAUCCAAAUAAUGUCUUUAGAAUGGUGGCAGAAAAAUGUAAUAUAUCACAUUUAUCUUCCUUCUUUCAAAGAUAGCAACGAUGACGGCAUUGGGGAUAUCCGAGGUUUGCUUUCCAAACUGAAUUACAUAGAAUACCUUAACGUUAAAACUUUAUUGCUGAGUCCUUUUUACCCAUCUCCUAUGAAAGACAAUGGUUAUGAUAUCACAUCUUUCACUGAUGUUGAUCCUAAAUAUGGCAACUUAUCCGAUUUUGAAGACCUUAUGCAGGAAGUAAAGAGACGAGAUUUGAAUAUUAUUGUGGAUUUCGUGGCUAAUCACACUAGCAAUCAACAUCCAUGGUUCACAAAAAGUGUUGCAAAAGUACAACCUUACAGUGAUUUUUAUGUAUGGAGUGAUCCAAAGCCAGGACUUGGAAAAGAUGAAAUUUCACCUCCAAAUAACUGGCUUAGUGUAUUUGGAGGAUCUGCCUGGGCAUGGAAUAAUGAAAGGAAACAGUUUUAUUAUCAUCAAUUCUUACCUGAACAACCUGAUCUUAAUUAUCGUAAUCCAUUAGUCAAGGGGAAAAUGAAGAAAGUUCUGCAAUUUUGGCUUGAAUUGGGUGUAGAUGGUUUUCGUGUAGAUGCAGCUAGUCAUUUUUUUGAAGAUGAAAAUUUUCUUGAUGAACCCAUUGCAGAAGAUUCAACUGCUAAUAGUGAUGAGUAUGAAUAUUUGAACCAUAUCUAUACUAAAGGGCAGAAAGAAAAUCUACAGCUUUUAGCUGAAUGGAGGGAAGUUUUAGAUGACUAUGAAAGGAAAUCUGGAAAAUCAAAGAUAAUGAUGACUGAAGCAAUUGAGGAAAUUAAAGAUGUUAUGCUCUAUUAUGGAACAGCUGAUCAGAGACUUGCUGAUUUUACCUUCAAUUUUCAGUUUUACAAAAUGCAUCCUGGUUCAACAGGAUUAGACCUUUAUUGUGUCAUUGAUGAUUGGCUAAAACACAUGCCAAAGGGAAAGUAUCCAAAUUGGGUGAUGAGUUCUCAUGAUCAUUCUAGAGUGGUAUCAUACCUUGAUAAAACUUUAGCCAGUUCCCUGCAAAUGGUGAUGAUGCUUUUACCUGGAUUGCCUAUUUGUUAUUAUGGUGAUGAAAUAGGAAUGGAAGAUAAUGAAAUAUCUCCAGAAGAUAUCAGAGAUAGUUUUGCUCUUAGAACUGUGCCAUCAAAUUCCCGUGAUCCUAUGAGAACACCAAUGCAGUGGAAUAAAGCUAAAAAUGCUGGCUUUAGUAAUUGUGAAAAGCCUUGGUUACCUGUUAAUGGUAAUUAUGAAAUGGUGAAUGUUGAGGUUGAAAAAGAAGAUCCUUAUUCAUUUUUAGAAAACUUCAGGCAUCUUGUGAAGCUUAGGGAACAGCCGUCUGUUUUGCUUGGAACUUUAGAUAGUCAUCUAGUCAAUGAACAAAUAUUUUCUUUUGUAAGGUUUCUUGUAGGAACUAAAUGCCUUUUACUAGUCUUGAAUAUGAGUUCUACUCCAGUGUCAAUGAAUCUGUCUUGUAGCAAACCAUUACCCAGUGAAGCUUUUCUUGAAGUAACAAAUUCCAAAUUUUAUAUUCAUGAAUCACAGAUGAAAACUUUAAUUUGUGCCAAGAAUAUUUGUGAGGAAGAAAGCUCUUUCUCUGAAGAAAGUGCCUCAAAUGAUGUGUUUCAUAUAGAUAACACUAAAAUUUGCUUGAGGCACAUUCAUUUAAAAGCUAAGGAGGCGUUAGUAGUUUCUUUCCUAGGAAGAGAAAUUUAGAUUUUUAAAAAUUUUUAUUCCAAAGAAUUUUUAAUAGUUUUAGAAAAAUGAUUUAAAUAUAUAUUAAGGACAGUUAGUUUUACAGAAUCAUGAUUAAACAUUGUUAUGUUAGAUAUUUAUUUUUUGUUAAAAUUGUUAAAUAUAUUAUUUAUACAUUAUAUCUGUGAUAUCAUUUAUUAUUCCAUUUAAAAGUAAAUGUAUGUGAUCAUAUAUUAGGAUUUGAUAACUCAUGCACAAUAUGAAAAAAGUUCUAAUGCACAUAACCAUAUGAAACAAGAUUUUGAUUUAUUGGUGUCAUUAAAUUUCAUUUAAAAUCUAGACAAAUUUGAUUCAUGACUGUCUGAAUAUGUAAACAGUAAAUAUUUUUAAGUGCUUUACUUUAAUAAACAUAGCAGUUGCAAUGUACCAGUUUCAAGUUCCUUAUCAUAAUACCUUAUCAUAAUUUUUCAAUGAAGGAUACAUUUUAUGUGAAAUGUUAGAUUUUUAUUUGUAAAAAGGCUGACUGAGUAGUUUGACUGUCUUUAUUUCUUUUUUUGUGAUAUGAGGAACUGCAGUCCUGUGGUGGGUUUUAUGAAAAUUAUACAUUGACAUAUCAACAUGCAUUUAUAUAGGAUGCUUUACUUUCAGAACUGCCGGUCAUAAACCUAUCCUUCAAGUUAUGAAAAGCUUUAAGCAACGUAAAUAUGAUAUUUUGGCAUUUUUUAAUUUAAGGAAAUCAAUUUUGUAAAAAUUAUGAAAUCUUAACUUCUCAUAUAUUCUUUCAGUCAAUGUACUUAUGUUUAGCAAAAUUUUGUACUUGUUAUAAAAAAUAAAAUACAAAAAGUGUG
Stegodyphus dumicola is the source of this 2662-nucleotide messenger RNA. Its product is annotated as alpha-glucosidase-like. NCBI's taxonomy places the organism in Eukaryota, Metazoa, Arthropoda, Arachnida, Araneae, Eresidae. Gene Ontology annotation, biological process: carbohydrate metabolic process. The record is from RefSeq and is a predicted model, not a curated record.